AUGGAGUUCAAGUUUCAGCAUAUUUUUAUAUUUCUUUCUGUGGCAUUAGUGGCAAGCCAUGCAGCUUUAACUUCACAGGAAGAUUACUGGAGAUCUGUGCUGCCUAACUCUCUCAUGCCUAAAGCUGUGAAGGAUCUUCUCCACCCGGAAUUUGUGGAAGACAAAAGCACUGCUGUUGGGGUAAGCAAGGGCGGCGUCGGUGUCAACGCCGGCAGUCCCGGAAAAGGAACCAAUGUCGGUGUCGGCAAAGGCGGCGUGGUAGUCGGAGCACCUACCAAAUCAGGCAAACCAGUCUAUGUUGGAGUAACACCAGGACCAGUACCCUUUCUUUACAAAUAUGCAGCUGAAGAAAAUCAAAUCCAUGAUGAUCCAAAUGUAGUUCUUUUCUUCCUGGAAAAGGAUCUUUACAAAGGAAACAACAUGAAAUUGCAUUUUUUUAAGAGUUCAGAUGAUCGGGCUAGUUUCCUGCCUCGCCAAGUUGCUGAUUCAAUUCCGUUUUCAUCCAAAAAGUUUCCAGAAAUUCUUGAUAGAUUUUCACUGAAUCCCAGUUCAGAAAAAGCUGAAAUCAUGAAGAAAACUAUCCAAGAAUGCGAGGAGACAGGGAUAAAAGGAGAAGAAAAGUACUGCGCAACUUCAUUGGAAUCCAUGGUCGAUUUCAGCACCUCCAAAUUGGGACGAAAAGUCGAGGCAAACUACAAAAUUGUUGGCGUCAAGAAAUUGUCCGAGGAGAAAGCAGUAGUUUGCCACAAGCAGAAGUAUCCAUAUGCUGUUUUUUACUGCCACAAGACAGAAACCACCGUGUCUUACAAGGUGGCGAUGGUGGGGGACGACGGCACCAAGGUGAAAGCAGCGGCGGUUUGUCACAAGGAUACGGCGGCGUGGAACCCAAAACACUUGGCUUUUCAGGUGCUGAAGGUGAAACCAGGGACUGUUCCAGUCUGCCAUUUCCUUCCUCAGGAUCAUAUUGUGUGGGUUCCUAAAUAUUAG
This is a messenger RNA of Fraxinus pennsylvanica, 987 nucleotides long. The record is from the annotation of a GenBank genome assembly. Lineage: Eukaryota; Viridiplantae; Streptophyta; Magnoliopsida; Lamiales; Oleaceae.